AUGUUCUUCGUUUCUUGUCCAUCAGGCCCAGAGGUGAGCGCCCAGGAUCUGACUGAGGAUGAGGAGGCUGAGGCUGUGGAUGAAGAUGUCGUGGAUGAUGUGACGGCAGAGGACGAGGACGACGAGGCGGAAGUAGAAGAUGACGAGAAUGCGGAGCUGACGGAAGAAAAAGAUGAAGAAGAAGAAGCUUUGGUUGGAGAGGUGAAGGCUUCCCCCAACGCUGACACCACCAUCCUGUUUGUCAAAGGAGAAGACUUCCCUGCAAACAACAUCGUCAAGUUCCUGCUCGGCUUCACCAACAAGGGAUCCGAGAACUUCGUUGUGGAGUCUCUGGACGCCUCUUUCCGUUACCCACAGGAUUACCAGUUCUACAUCCAGAACUUCACCGCUCUCCAGCUCGGCAUUGUGGUUCCUGCCGGCAGACAGGCCACCUUUGAGUACUCCUUCAUCCCAGCAGAGCCAAUGGGAGGGCGGCCGUUCGGACUCGUCAUCAACCUCAACUAUAAGGACGGCAAUGGAAACAUUUUCCAGGAUGCCGUGUUCAACCAGACGGUCACCAUCACUGAGAGAGAGGAUGGACUCGAUGGAGAGACGAUCUUCUUGUACGUCUUCCUGUCAGGCCUCGGGCUGCUGGUCGUCGUGGGCCUUCACCAACUGAUUGAGUCCAGAAAGAGGAGGCGUCCAGCUCCAAAGGUGGAAAUGGGAACUUCGAGCCACAACGACGUCGACCUGAGCUGGAUCCCUCAGGAAACGCUCAACCAGAUCAACAAAGCGUCUCCCAGAAGAUCUCCUCGCAAAAGGAAUCAGAAGCGCUCGGUCGGCUCAGAUGAGUGACAGGCGCCUAACUUCACCUGCCCGUCUACACGGGAGGAGGAGGAGGAGGAGGUGGUGGUGGUGAAGGAGCGCUCUCUGCCCUCUCUGACGAACUUUAACCAGUGCCAAGCACAGCGUUGGCUGGCUCUACUUUCAGCUUAAAAACUGUUGAACACACACUCACACACACACACGGCCUGUUUAGUUUAACGAUUACAGUUUUCUGACGCCGUCACAGGGGAGAAGUGAAAACAGGCGUGUUGGGAUUAAAAGGCACGUACGGACGUUUUUCUCUAAAGGUUGUUGGUUUUCUUUAUGAUUAUAUUUGUUUGUUAAAGCCUUAGUGAGAUAACUGCUGAUCAUUGUGAGACAGUUUGAUGGUUUUUCUUUUUUUUUACCUCUCACUCUGGUGUAGGGCUGAAACCAAGAGAGGGUCGAUCAAAUAGUCGGCCGACAAAAUUCAUCAGCAACAGUUUUGUUAGUCAGACAGAUGGCCAUUAAUAGUUGGUUCUGACCUCUCAGAUGUGUCUCGUGUGACAGAGAACGGAGUUUCUUUGGCUUUAGAAAUAAUCUGAAGACUCGGGAUGGCGGGACUUGUGAUGGACAUUUUUCACUAUUUUCUACAUUUUAGAUGAAAUGAUUACAGUGUUUAGCAGCUUACUUGAUGAUGGAAAUAAUGGUUUAGGUGCAGCCCUACUCCGGUGUGUAACGGAGCCACGAUAACGGCAACAAGUACAGUUUUUGUUUUGUUUUUCAGUGUAGUUUUCUCAUUUUGUUUAUACUGCACACCUGUUGGGAUUUUUGUAGCGUGUCUGUUGUGAUCCAGUACCUCUGUCUCUGCUUUCCUGCUUUUCCUUUUGCUACCUUCUUACCGCACAGAUCCUGAGGAAAGUCAGAUAUCUGCUGUCACAGAUUCACACACUACUGACACUCCUUCUCUAAAGGACUCAGUGCCGUCCUCCUGUUCAUGUGUAGCAGAGUCGAGCCCUCUUAAGGACUUCUGUGAGCCCCUUUGUGCAGGUACACAAUCCUGCAGACGGCACGAGGGAACAUUUCAUAUUGUUCGUUGUUAAAUUUGGGUGUGACACAGGCAGCCAAAAUAAACUGUCAAAAACAAAAUUAAUGGUGCGUUAACAUAAACACUGCAGAAAUCACUGUUUUCUGUUCUCUGACGACGGUUUCAUUAGUUUAACUGCGAGGCUUCAGUUCACCUCUGAGCUUUGUCCAUUAAUGCUGUCUUCAAACACACAGGAGGUUCAGCGUUUCAGUCAUGUGCCGGACAUUGUUUUGCUCCUGGUUGGAGAUUCUGUGAUUGUUUUGAACAUUUGAACAUCACAUUUGCGACUAAGAAGAACAGCUGAAAUGAUGAGCUGAUUAGUUGAUUGACAUUAACGUAAUCGUUCAGGUGAAAGUUUUAAAAAGUUCCGAUGUCUUAAAUGUGAGUAUUUACUGGUCUGUGAUAGUAAAUUGAAAGUCUCUGGGAAACUGUGAUGGGAUUUUCUACCAUUUUGUAAAAGAUGAAUUAAGAAAACAUUUUGCAGAUUAAUCAAUGACCGUAAUAAUUAGGAAGUCCAUGAACAAGCUCAGCGGUUUGGUUUCUCCACCUGAAGAGCAGCAAGAAUUUUAUUUCAAACCCUCGACGUGUGCCUGUUUUCUACUUUUCUGUUUGUACAUUUGUUUACUUCUGGCUUCUCUCCUCAAGCAGAUUUUUUUUUCAAAAAACUAUUCACCAAAUUAUGAUAUUUUUGUUUUCUUUGGAUUGUAAAAAUGUUGAACUGGCUGAAGCACUGGUGUAAAUACUGGCUGAUGGAUGAUGACCUGAGGGCAGAAUUAUCGAGCUAAUUUAUUUGAGCGACGGAGAUGGAGGGUUGGAGGUUGUGCACUGUUUAUUUUACCACUAGGGGGCGACACUGACUCCCUCUGCAGGACUCUGGCUAUAGUUCCUGUACUGCAGAGUGGUGUCAUUUAAAGCUUUGUGGUUCUGAGCGUAACUUAGCUCAGUGUUUAAACCGUUGAAAUUUACAGAAGGAGACGCGUGCUCCAAACAUUAACAAGCUUGUUGCUACUCGUACGUCCACACUGAACUGAUUUUUGGGUUGUUUUUUUUUUUCUAAGAUGAUGGGGCUGUCAUUCAGAGAUAAAAGCUUAUACUUUUAUUUGCUUUUAAAAUGUGCAGGAAAUAAACUUUGAUUUGCUAUAG
Messenger RNA from Micropterus dolomieu (smallmouth bass), 3013 nucleotides. RefSeq names its product signal sequence receptor, alpha (gene ssr1). Gene Ontology annotation, cellular component: endoplasmic reticulum membrane; endoplasmic reticulum. The coding region runs from base 1 to 834 and encodes 277 amino acids. NCBI's taxonomy places the organism in Eukaryota, Metazoa, Chordata, Actinopteri, Centrarchiformes, Centrarchidae. The transcript is spliced from 8 exons. The record is from RefSeq and is a predicted model, not a curated record.